AAACAACAGAGCUGCUAAACCCGUUUUGAUGGAUGAAACUCACUUUACAGACUCUUCGGAAACGUUAUAGUGCGGUAUUCCUUUAUUAUAGGGUCCCGUUUAUUGUUUCGUUGUGUUUUCGUUGACGUUUUGUAGCACUUGAAGAUUUUUGUGAGUUUUACUUCCUAGCUGUAGCAGUUGUGAAGCGUAACCUAGCAGCCAAAGCCUCACAGAGACCUCAGGAGUUAGGAUGAGAGUUUACUGACCUUUUUGCUUCAAAACUUCAGAAACGUUUACACGACGUGUUUAAAGCAGCCUACCAAAAUCUACGUUUUAUAUGAGGUUACAGCGGAGCUGAGUAGAGUUAUUUGGUACACCUGACGGCUGCAGUAGCCUUUUAGUCGUUGUCUCGUGAAAACAUUGAUAACCACAGCAGUUGUCCAAAAUGCUGCCAGCCGGCCAUGUGUGGAAUAAAGUGUCAAGAUUUGACCCCUGGAACGUGCAUGAAUGGAAAAAGGACGAAGUGGACGAUGUUGUCCGCACAUUUAUUUCGACAGAAGAAUGGGUGGUGAAGGAUAAAACACCAGAGAACAUUAUUCAAGUCCUGCGAGUGGGUCAGGCGCUGUUGAAGAUUAAAGAUCAGCAAGUUACCAUUGCAGAAGCAUUCUUCGAAGAAAAUAUGGUUAAGCAAGCCAAAGUUGAGGACGAUCUGCUGGAAAAGGUGUCCAGGCUGGAGCAGGAGCUCAGGGCUCAGCAUCUCGGCACCGGGCCAGAAAGCCGCCUACUCAGGGAUGAGAUCCGUGAGCUCGAGGCCCAGCUGGAGCAAAGGGAGAAGGAGCUGACCCAGUUAAAGAGAGAAAUGGGAAAGGAAAAGACAACCAAGGAAGAGCUAAUCGUGCGCCUGGAGGAGGCCAAGGACGAGGUGAAGAAGCUAAAAAGAGAGAAUGAGCAGCUCCAGCAGGAUGUUGACUUCUAUCGCAGUGAGCUGGAUCAGAGGGAGCCGCUCUCCUCCAGAGACGAGAACGCUGAGACUCAGAGGAAGCUCACCUUGGCCAACCGCCAGCUUUACCAGUACUUGGAAGACCUUCAGCGAGUUGAAGAUGAGAAUGCACACCUGAAGACACAGAAUGAGCAAAUGCAGAAGAGCCUGGAGGAAUCUGUAAAGGAGAUGGAGAAGAUGACAGAUGAGUACAACAAGAUGAAGAUUGUUGUGCAGCAGACUGACUCGAUUAUGGACCAGCUCAGGAAAGAGAGGGAUCACACAAAACUUCAAGUUAGAGAGUUAACCGACAAGAUUCAUAACAUGACUGAAGAAAAUGACCCAAUUAUGGCAGCAGUCAACACCAAAGUGGAGGAGUGGAAGAGGGUGCUCUCCAUGAAGGAUGAAGAACUUCUGGUGUAUCAGCAGAUGAUCCAUGACCUGAGGGAGAAGUUGCGCUCUGCCCAGCUGGACUUGGACAAAAGCAACGUUAUUGCUUUGCAGCAGGCUGUCCAGGAGCGAGAUAGUCAAAUCAAGAUGCUGAGCGAGCAGGUGGAGCAGUACACAGGAGAGAUGGAACAACAAGCCCGGCUCAUCGAGGAGCUCAAGACAUCCACGAGCAAAGAAAGAGGCGGGCCUUUAACCUCACAGCAGAAGAGGACAGAGGAGCUGAAGUCAAAGCUGAGUGCUGCAGAGAGAAGAGCCGUGGAAGCAGAGCGAGUGUUAAGACAAGCAGAAGCUGAUGCUGAGGAGAAGGACAAAGCCCUCAUUGAGGCUUCAAACCGCUUGAGCCAAUAUGAGUCUGGUACUUAUGGCCUGGAAGCUGCCAUUGCUGAGAUCAAAGAGUGUAACAAUCAAAUUAGAGUGAGAGAUCAAGAGGCAGAGGCCAUGACCAUAGAGAUCAACCAGCUUGAGCUGAGAAUCAAUGACCUCCUGGAUGAAAACGAGGAUUUUCGCGAAAAACUGGGUCUGGAACCAAAACAGGAAGUGGAUCUGACAGAAUUCAGGCGGGCCAAAACUCUCAGGCAGCGCCAGUACAAAGCAGAAAAUCAAGUUCUUGCAAAAGAGAUUGAACGACUAGAAGAGGAGAGACUAGAGCUAAAGAAACAAAUACGUCGUAUGGCGAAGGAAAGAGGCAUCCCAGUGCCGCUGGAUGAAGAUGUCAGACUCAGCAGAAAGAUGCCGCUCAAACCAGGAGUUUACACUGAUGAAGAGCUCCAACUCAAGAAUGAAUACCUUGAAAAGCAGCUGAGCAGUAAAGAGAGAGAGCUGGAGUGCCACAAGACUGAGUUUCAGGUUAAAGUGGAAGAACUGUCAAAGGUGCAGAGGGAUCUGGAGGCCACGCUGAAAGAUGUUCUUCAAGCUCUGAAGAUUAAUCAGGAGACGAGUGAUGAUGCUGUCUCUGUUUCUAAUCUGAAAAUGCUGCCUAAUGCUGUUGAUGUGAGGAUCAUGGGUGGGCAGCCCGCCUCAGACCUGAAGUCCCAGAUUCAUCAGCUGGUGGGGAGAAACGAAGAGCUGAGACGGGAGCUGAAGUCGGCUCGUGAAGAAGCGACCGGCAGCUUCAGUCAGCUCGUCAGAGCCAAGGAGAAGGUGAACCAACUUGAAGAUGAAUUAGAGCUGCUCAGAAAGUUGGGUGGCAGUGGAGUCCUCCCACGACCUUUGACCCUCCCUGAGGGUCUGGGGCCCAGCAGCACUGAGGUCAUCAGCUCCUUAAAUGAAUAUGCUGUCCGUCUGCUCCAGGAGCUCAGAAACAAGGAGGAAAAAAGCAAAACUCUCACAAGAAGCUUGGAAGAAUACAAGGAGAAAUUUGCUGUCAUCAGCCAUCAGCAGGGACUCCUAUACAAAGAAUUUCUUAGUGAGAAAACAGUGUGGCAGAAGGAGACUGAGACAUUCUCAGAGAUUAAGAAUACGUUGGAGGAGCAAAAGCAGGUGGAUGGUGUCAAAAUCCAGCAGUUCAAUGACCUGCUGGACACUCUUCAAAGGGACCCAGAGGAAAUCAAGAGACAGCUGAGCGAAGCCUUUCGCAAGCUGACCGUCCUGAAGGUUAACGAGAAGAAACUCAUGCGGCGCUACACCAUCCUGCUGGAGCAAGAGCAGCACCUCCGUAGGGAAAACAGCAAGCUGAGGGAUGAGAGUGGCUGCAUGCAAGCCUCAGUCAUCCAGAGGAUGGGCUACCUGCUGCGGUACAAGGAAAUGGCUGCUUACAAGAUGUCUGCUCUGCAGAAGGCCUUGGAUGACAGCGUCCCUGCGUCAGAGCUGGAGAAGGCUAAUAAGCAGUACACCGAGCUAACAGUCAAAUACAGAGACAUGCUCCAGAGAGACAGCUGUCUCAUACAGAGAACCACCAACCUCGAACAUUUACAGGGUGAAAACGACUCCCUUCGAGAACAAAUCUCCUCCAUGAUUAAAGAACUGGAGAUCACGAAGGAGAAACUGAACACGUUAGAGCAAGCGUGGGAGAGCGCUGGCCCGGCUGGUGUGGAACCUGGCAUGGCCAAGUCAGACAAGGCGUCCAUCAACAACGAGAUGCUAUCUGCAGCAAGACAAAUCACUACCUCAGAGAUGAAGGAGCUGAAUGAGAGACAGAGAGCCGAGCAUGCCCAGAAAAUGUACGAGCACACGAGGAACUCCCUCAGACAGGUGGAGGAGCGCAACGCCGAGCUGGAGUCCAAGUUUGCAGAACUCACAAAGAUGAAUGCGGAGGCCCAGAAGACCGAGCGGGAGCUAAGAGAUGAGUUGGCAGACAGCGUCAGCAAAGCUGUGAGCGAUGCAGAUCGAGCCAGGAUCUCAGAGCUGGAGAAGGCGGAGGCCGAGCUCCGCUUCGAAGUCUCCAAGCUGCAGGAGGUGUCUGAUGUGGCGAUGGCUCAGGUGUCUGCUCUGCAGGCCCGACAGAAGUCCAAAGAUACAGAAGUAGAAGCUUUAAGGAGACAAUUACUGGACUUACAGUCCCAGUCCGACGAGAAGGCCCUCAUUGCAAAGCUCCACCAGCACAUUGUAGCCCUGCAGCUCAGUGAGUCGUCUGCUGUGGGGAGGCUGGAGGCCUCCGCCACCCACAUCCAGGCGCUGGAGGCCUACAAGCUGCGUGCCGAGCAGCGACUGGACACUAGCGAGCGAGCUCUGUUUCUCGCCCGCCAGGAGGGCAGGAGCCGCUCCAUGCACCUUCGGAAAACCAUCCAGUCCCUGCGCCGGCAGUUUGCCGGAGCUCUGCCUCUACCUCAGCAGGAGAAGUUUUCUGUGACUCUAAUGAAACUCCAGGAGGACAGAACAAAAGCUCAGGAGGAGAGGAGGAAGGCAGAGGAGGAGAGGAGGGGCGCAGAGGGAAGAGCUGAGGAGCUGGAGCUGAGACUGCGAGGGCUGGAGGAGCUCAUAUUAACACUGAAGGACAUUAAAGGUGCCCAGAAGGUCACUGAGUGGCACAGGAGGAUGGAGGAGGCUCGCCUCCAGGAGCUGAGGAAGGCUAGGGAGCUGGUAGUGCAGAAGGAGGAGAUCUCAUACCUGAAGAAGCUCGUGAAGGAGCAGGACCGAACCAUCAGCUCUCUGGAGGAGGACAUUGUUCAGCUAAACACUCUGCAAGAAGAACGCCAGCUGAGCUGGGAUCAACGAGAAGUCGAGCUGGAGAGACGACUGGAGGGCUACGAGAAGCAGCAAAACGAGAUUCUCAGCAGCACAGAAAAGUGUGAUGAAGCAACAGGAUCCCUCCCAGACCCAGCUCUGCCUCUGGCUCAUCAGUUAGAGUUCGCUUUGGGUAAAAACAGAGAGCACAUCCGCACCAUCUUGGACGUUCAGGCCGCGUGCAAAAGUCUGGACAAGAAGCUGAAGGAGACAGAAGAGUCUCUGCGGAAGGCAGAACAGAACAUCCUCUCCAGGGAUAAGGUGAUCAAUGAGCUGCGUCUCCGACUCCCAGAUUCUGUUGCCAGGGAGCACCUGCUGGCAGAUCUGUCCAAGCACGAGGAAAACCAGCGGGAGAGUCAACCUGCCCUCAAGGUGGCCCACCAGACCAUCAAAGACCUCCAAGCUCGACUUGAUAAAAAAGAAGAAAUGCUAAAGAAGUGCCAGAACCAGCUGGUUCAGGUCCGACAGGGUCAAGAGGAAAUGAUCAGGAGACAUCAGGAAGAGUUGAGAGUGUUGCAUGAGAAGUUGGACGUGCACUCGGACAUCUCACUGGACCGCUUCAAGCAGACAGCAAUGGAGCUGAUGAAGAAGCCCACCAUCAGGGUGCAGACAUCCAAGCAUCUAGAGCGCCUGGCUGAGUUGGAGCAGACGGUGGCUGAGCAGGACAUCUCUCUCUCCUCCAUUAAAGAGAAGCUGAAGCUGACCACAGCGGCGCUGGAGCGACAGAGGAGCAUCACGGAAGCUCAAGCUAAGGAACACGCUAACAAACUGGAAAAGCUGGAAGAGAGGUACGUCGUCCAGCUGAAAGCUCUGACUGGUGAAACUGAGGACCAGAGGAGUCAGAUGACUCAGAUGGAGAAGGAGAUGAACAACCUCCGUAUGGACCUGGAGGCCCAGAAAGAGGCCACGGUCCGCUCCCCGAGCAACACCAUGAAGAACCUGGUGGAACGGCUCAAAGCACAACUCGCCCAAAAAGAAAAGCAGCUGAAGGCUCUCAGUAAGGCGCUGCUGGAACUGCGGGCGGAGAUGACGGCUGCAGCAGAGCAGCAGGUCAUAGCAAAUGCUGCCCAGAGAGAGGAGAGCCUCAAUGUGCAGCUGCUUGUCGACAGACACACCAAAGACCUGAAGGCACAAGUACAUGAACUUAAGGAAGAGCUUCAAGCUGCAAAGGACUUCACUAAGUCAUCCAGAAGUCGAGAGAACAACCUGAAAGAGGAAGUGGAGGGGCUGAAUCAAGACAUCCAGAGAUCUCAAAAGACCCAGAAGCGACUGCAGGCUGAAAAGGAGGAGCGGGAACAAGAAGUCCUGGAACUGAAGCAGCAAGUCAAGAGGCUCACCACCGCCUUACAGAUUCACUCAGAGGCAGCUAGCAAAGGGCCCACCAUCGAGAACCUACAGCGGAAGAUCAGGAGGCUGGAGUCUGACCUGGAGAAAAGAGCCGAAGUCAAAGAGGAUCCCGGAAAGACUAAAGAAGAAAUUGUGCGGUGGGAGGAGAGCAAAAAAUGGCAAGCCAGGAUGGAAAAAGUGAAGAAUUCACUGAAGGAGAGAGAACGAGAUAAUGAAUCGUUGUCAAAGCAGCUCGGCACUCUCAGAGACCUUUAUGCCAGACUAGAGCAGGAAAAGGCUGCACUUCAGAAGAAACUAAAGGCUCGGGGUGUGGCUGUGGACCCGGUGGUGGGGGUGCGAUCCACUGAGAUGGAGAGGGAACUAGAGGAUCUGAGGAGGAAAAACUCAGAGCUGGAGACACAAAUCACAACUUUAAAACAACAGCAGGCCGCACCUUGUGAUGAUGCCACGGAGAAUCUGGUGUUACGAAACCACAUCCUGGAGGAGAACCAGACCCCCAAAGAGUCUCCGUCCAGACCCUCCCCUGAGAAGGGGAGAGGAAUUUCCUCCCGUGCUUUUAGAGGAAUUUGUUCUGUCACUUUUGAUGUCGAGGAUGGGUCGUGUGAAGGGAACGCUGCAGCCCCACCCGCUGAGCCCUGCAGCCACCCACGUAGCCCUGAGACUGCAGAGGAGGGCUGUGGCCACCAGGGGGAGCUAAAGCAAAGCCAGACAGAUAGAGAAAGUGGAGCAGAAGAUGCUUGUCCUGACCUGGAGCUAUCAAACCCUGAAGAUAGCUCAGAUCAGGUUCAAGAGGAGGAAGGGCAGAAGGGAGGAGAUGUCCUAGAUGUUACAGAAGAGGUCACCGUUAGCCCUGAAAUGACUGCGCCUGAGCAGGAAGGAGCACAACCUGCACAAGGCAGUGAGUCGGCUCCAUCAGAGAGGACUGGAUCAACUCUGUCUGAGUCCGACGCAACAGCAGAAGAUGAAAUGAGUCAAGCUGUGAGUGAAGGUGAUUCAGACCCAGAUGAUGCUGACGACGUUGAUGUCACAGUCGCAUCUGAGAUGCAGGAAGCAGCUGAGUUGGAGGAAAAGGAGGAUGCUGACUCCAGCAUCAAACUGAGCAAAGGCCCAGAGAGUUUUGUUGACACUAAAAAGGACAGUCGAGCUCAGCGUUACCUGAAGACUUCAGGCCGAGGCACGGGGACGCCGUCACAGAGAGAUCUGGACCUUUCUAAAGAAAAUCUCAGGUUGGCCUCCGAGAAUCUGGAGCUGCGUUUUCAGCUGGAACAGACCAACAGAGAUUUACCGAGACUCAAGGAUCAAGUCUCCAACCUUAAGGAGUUCUGCGCUGCACUGAAAAAGGAAAAGGCUGAAGUAGAGAAGAGGCUGGUCCACAUACGUGGAGCUGGAAACAGCGGUAAAACAGUACCCGAGCUAGAGAAGACCAUCGGGCUGAUGAAGAAGGUGGUGGAGAGGGUUCAGAGGGAGAACAACACUCUGAAGAAGUCUAGCAGGCCUCCAGAUCUGGACCGAGUCGCUGCUUUGGAGAAAGAAAAUGAACAACUAAAGGCUGACUUUCAGACUCUAAAGAGUCAAAGUGAAGCUGAGCUGAUUUCAAAACUGGAAUCCAAAACUAAAGGCCUGGAGAAGAUAAUGGUGGAAAAUGAGCGUCUGCGUAAGGAGAUCAAACGGGAAAUGGGAGCAGCAGAGAAGAUGAGAGUCACCAAGACAAGCCUGGAAGUGACCAAUGAGAAGCUCGAGGCAGAGCUGGAAGAAACCAAACAAAGACUUCGAGAAGCUCUGUGUAAACCCGUCACAGAGGGCACAGGCAAGGCCUGGAAGGCUUCUGUCGUAACCAGAAUGUUUGAGAACAAGAUGAAGGAGUUGGAGAAGGAGUUAUCUCUAAAGACAUCCAGCCUCUCCGAGCUCAAACUGCAACUGAAGGAGGCGAAGGAGCGCGAGGAAAGAGCUGAGAUGCUGGUCAGACAACGGGAAGAUCAGGUUGACGUGUUAAAAAGGUUUCCUGCUUUAAAGGCUGAUGCAGGUGCCUCCAGUGGGGUCCAGACUACUACCAGGCUGAAGAGCGCUGAGCCAGACGGGGAGACGGCUUCCUCAUCAGAUUACAGAAAAGUGAACACCCUCCUGCAGGCAGCAGAAACGGAGAAGAGCAGCCUUCAAGCGGAGGUCAGGAGGUUGAAGAAGGAGCUGGAGAGCUUUGACCCAACACUCUUGGACGAGCUGGAGGAUCUGAAGUAUAACUACAACCUGGAGGUGAAGAAGAACAUCCUGCUGGAGGAGCAGCUGAAGAAGGUGUGUGACCAGUUUGGGGUCCAGGCUGAGAUGCCCAGCGUGUCCAUCAGUUAACUGAGGGUCUGGCACACUAACGUAGGUUAAAACGCAGCCCUUAUCCUGUUUGUUCCACAAUAAAACAAUGAGGGUUUAAUAUUAAACUGGUUCUUUUAUGUUUUCUAUACAGCAGCUUUUGUCUUUUCUUAACUCGUAGGUUUACAGUCAUUUCUCAUGUAACGUAUUUAUAAGUGUGUCAAUAAAGGAACUGCCUUAAUCUGUCAAA
Nothobranchius furzeri (turquoise killifish) is the source of this 8468-nucleotide messenger RNA. RefSeq names its product centrosomal protein 290 (gene cep290). Gene Ontology annotation, biological process: ciliary transition zone assembly; kidney development; non-motile cilium assembly. The record is from RefSeq and is a predicted model, not a curated record. Gene Ontology annotation, cellular component: ciliary transition zone; centriolar satellite. NCBI's taxonomy places the organism in Eukaryota, Metazoa, Chordata, Actinopteri, Cyprinodontiformes, Nothobranchiidae.